AUGUAUUUUAAGUGUUGCAUUCCCAUUAGUGCAAGUAAAAGAGAAGAGACUAAGUUACAUAAGUUUCUGUCUGACGAAGACCAACGGAACAAGUGGCUGGACUUUAUAAACUGUGACACUCUUAAAAGUAUGCAUUCCAGUAACCUUAACAAGAUGCUGGUUUGUCACAAACAUUUUGAAAAAAGGUUUCAUACUGUAAAAUCUGGCAUUAAGAAGACAGCUUAUCCCACACUUUUUUCUUUUGAGGAAAUUGAGUCAGUUUUCUCAUCAAGAUCAUGCAAUAACAAAGGGAAUGUACUUGUUGAUCACACAUAUAUAUGUAAGAGACACUAUGACCACACAUACUGUAAAAUAAAACAUUCACCUUUGCUAAAGCCUCAAAACCCCUUAAUUGAUUUGACUAAUAUACCAUCAACAUCCUUUGCUCCAUCAUCACAUUUGGACAAUCUAGAAAAUGUACCUGGUGAGUUGACUUUAACAACACCUAAAAAGUGGUCAAGAAGGGGCUUGUACAAAAAUUUUCUAAACUUUCUCCUCAAUGCAAGCUACUAUACAAUGAAUUUAAAAAGUCGAGAAGGCAGUUAA
Molecule: messenger RNA, 585 nt
Organism: Parnassius apollo (apollo)
Lineage: Eukaryota; Metazoa; Arthropoda; Insecta; Lepidoptera; Papilionidae
Source: the annotation of a GenBank genome assembly